AUGUAUCUGACAAUAGGGGCUAUCUUCUUAGCACAGACUGUAGUAGGGGUCUUGGGCAACCUCUCACUUCUCCAACAUUACCUGGUCCUUCAUUUCACCAAGGGCCAGUUAAGAGGCAUAGAUGUGUUUAUUAAGCACCUGGUGGUAGCCAAUUUUAUGGUCCUUUGUAAAGGAGUCCUAAAUGCAAUGGCUUUAUUUGAGUGGAAAUAUUUGUUCAGUGAUCUUGCAUGCCAACUUAUUCUCUAUCUGCACCGAGUGGGGAGAGGGGUCUCCAUCGGUAGUGUCUGUCUCUUGAGUAUCUUCCAGGUGUUCACCAUCAGCUCCAGAUCGUCCAGGUGGGCCCAGUUGAGAACAAAAGUCCUCAAGCAUGCAUGGGUUGCUCUUUACUUAUGGUGGAUAGUUUCCAUGCUGGUAAACAUUCCCUUCCCUCUUUUUGUUACUGCCACAUCCAGCAACAGCACACCAGGCAAAAGAGUCAUUGGGUAUUAUUCUUCUGUGAUUCACGACGCAACCAGUAACAUAUUAUAUGCACUGCUGCUCACGUCCCCUGAUGUGCUCUGUCUGGGGCUCAUGCUUGGGGCGAGCAGCUCCAUGAUUUACAUCUUGUACAGACACAAACAGAAGAUCCGGCACCUACGAACAAACAUCUCCAUCCGGUCUUCCCCUGAAACCAGAGCCACCCAAAACAUCAUUCUCCUGGUGAGCACUUUUGUAUGCUUUUACACCCUUUCCUGCUCCUUGCAAGUGGCAUUAGCAAUUAUGGAUAAUACAAGUACUUUGUUGGAGAAUUUAGCUGCAGUCAUGGCUGCCAGUUUCCCCGUUGUCAGCCCUUUUGUGCUCAUGCAACAAGAAACUAGUGUGCUCAGGCUUUGCUGUGUCUGGAUGAGGAAUCCCAAAUUCAGGGGCCCAGUGGGGAACAGGUAG
This is a messenger RNA of Suncus etruscus (white-toothed pygmy shrew), 924 nucleotides long. Its product is annotated as vomeronasal type-1 receptor 4-like. The transcript has a single exon. NCBI's taxonomy places the organism in Eukaryota, Metazoa, Chordata, Mammalia, Eulipotyphla, Soricidae. Gene Ontology annotation, cellular component: membrane. The coding region runs from base 1 to 924 and encodes 307 amino acids. The record is from RefSeq and is a predicted model, not a curated record. Gene Ontology annotation, molecular function: pheromone receptor activity. Gene Ontology annotation, biological process: G protein-coupled receptor signaling pathway.